Daldinia caldariorum is the source of this 1888-nucleotide messenger RNA. RefSeq names its product MFS general substrate transporter. The transcript has 4 exons. Bases 311 to 1765 code for a protein of 484 amino acids. Gene Ontology annotation, biological process: transmembrane transport. Gene Ontology annotation, molecular function: transmembrane transporter activity. Lineage: Eukaryota; Fungi; Ascomycota; Sordariomycetes; Xylariales; Hypoxylaceae. The record is from RefSeq and is a predicted model, not a curated record. Gene Ontology annotation, cellular component: fungal-type vacuole membrane.
GUCCCUAUAGGCUCUUUAGCCAUUAUUAUUAAGCUAAUUAUGCUAUCGAAGCUAUCAAUGCUAAUUGACUUAUCCAAUUAAGCCGAAGACGGAGCAUCACGCCCCAAAAACUCUGCGGUGACAUGUGCUAAAUGUGCUAAUUCUCGUGGUUUUCGUACGAUUCAUCUUUUUACCGCCUAGUAACGACACUAAUUGGCUGUCCAGAGUAUUUAUAGAGUACCUAGGUUUUCUUAUUUGCUCUAGCAAUUUAGCAAUAUUUAACUACCUACCUAUCUAAGGUAGGUAGCUCUAGUUAUUCCAACCUGUAGCAAUGGCUAGCCAAGAACAUAACGACCAAUUCGACGAGAAACAACACCCAGUGUCGACCGGGGCUCAGGAGGAGAGCUCUUCGGAUACACCUUCUCAUGAUAAUGUUCGCGUUCCCCCUAAAGACGACCUCGAGGCCGCGCAAAGAACGGCAACGAGAGAUAGCCGUGCAAGGAUUUCCUUCGAUUUCAGAAGAACCGCUAGUAAUGUGCUUACACACGCGGCCUCUCACCUUACUACAAGGUCAUUGCCCGAGCCACCGCCCCCGCCGGAUGGUGGUUUAACGGCGUGGGUCCAAGUUGCAAUGGGGUGGCUUGUCAUUUUCACAACUUGGGGAUGGGUCAACUCGUUCGGUAGCUUCCAGACUUACUACACAUCCACGUUACCCGAGUCUCCAUCCACCAUAUCCUGGAUCGGUUCCGUACAGAUAUGGUUCUGCCUGGUGAUCAGCGUUUUCUCCGGCCGCCUGCUGGACGCGGGGCUGUUUGUGCCGACGUUCUUCGUCGGCGCGGUGAUCCAAGUGCUCGGCAUCUUCCUGAUGAGCAUUUCCACCCAGUACUGGUCUUUGAUGUUAACCCAGGGUGUGCUGACGGGAGUAGGCGGAGGGAUAUUUUUCACGCCGUCCCUUGCCCUCGUCGCGACGUAUUUCAAAAAGAGGCGCGCCCUUGCCGUCGGAUUGGCGACAACGGGAAACUCGGCCGGUGGUAUCGUCUAUCCGGUCGUCGUGAGGCAGUUGAUCCCCCAGCUGGGAUUCGCUUGGACGACCAGAGUCCUGGCUUUUAUCAAUCUCGCCUGCCUUUCUACCGUGCUGAUAUUCAUGCGUCCACGCCUGCCUCCUAGGCGAUCCGGGCCGAUAAUCGAUUUCGCGGCGUUUCGCGACUUCGCUUUCAAUGGUGUAGUAGCUGGCAUAUUCUCUCUUAUGAUGGCCAAUUACUUCUCCUUCUAUUAUAUCGCAUCGUUUGGCCGAGAGCAACUUGGCCUCUCGUAUUCAGCCGCUUCGAUCAUGGUCAUUCUUAUUAACGGAGCAGGAAUAGUCUUCCGGGUUAUACCGCCGUUGAUCGCAGAUCGAGUUGGACCAAUCAACGUAAUGGUCCCUGUUACACUUGCAUGGUCCAUUGUGGCGUUCUGUUGGCUUGCAGUGGAUAGUGUACCUGGCUUAUAUGUCUUCACUGUCUUUUAUGGUAUAUGCGCUGGUAGCUUUCAAUGUUUAAUAGCUACUGCAGUCACUAGCAUUACCAAAAGGCUCGACACGGUUGGUACGCGACUUGGUAUGGCUUUUAGUAUCUCUUCGUUUGCCUCUUUGACGGGUCCCCCAAUCGGCGGUGCUAUUCAAGCAGCCAAUGGCGGUAAAUUUGUAGGCGCCCAAGCAUGGGCCGCAACUAUGACUACUAUUGGUUUUGGUUUCUUUCUUUCUGUCAGAUUGCACAAAGCGGGGUGGAACCCUAAGGUUAGAUUUUGAGAGAAUACGGGGUCCAAGAAAUGCUUAAUGAUAUACGCUACGAUUAUAGAUAUAGGAUAUAGUUAAAGGCAGAUAGACACCUAGGUAACUUAGAGUUAAUACUAAUUUGAAAGAUCUAAUGAG